AUGAGGGACUUUUUUAGAGAUUUUGAAGGUUAUCAAGUGUUUUUUUUUGUACACCUCUACCUCCACCUACUUUCCCCCAAAUCUUUUCAGCUCCCUCUCACAGUUCUCUCCAAAAUCUGCGAAUAUCUUCAUUUCUACUUUAAAUCGUUCUCCACCGGCACCACCUCGUCUCCAUGGCCACCACCGGCACCACCUCGUCUCCACGGCCACCACUGUCACCACCUCUUCUUCUCGUGCAAAAUAAGGAAAUAUGUUUUCUUUGUGGUUUGUAUUUCUUUACUUGAUGGCGGAUGUGAUGCCCCGAGGACACGGGGGAGACGGAGCUGGGGAUCCACCAAAUCCGGAUCCUUUUCGGAGAGGGACGCACGAGACAGACGCGGUUCCCCCAAGGAGAGUAAGGGGGAAAGCAAAAAAUCAAAAGCUUCGCAGGAUGGUCAAAGCGGGGGGGGGGGGGUAUCUCUUACAUUCGAUAGGGAUGUAACGUAUACCCCCGUUGGUGAACCGAGCGACUUAUUUUCACGCGAGGCGGGUUUGUACAUGUGGCGGACCAUCCCUUUCGAUAGAAUGGGUUGGGGGAAAGUUCCGACUCCUUAUAAGGAUACCGUCAUGAACCACCUAAAGGAGAAUUUCAAUUUCGAUGAAGUUGAACAGUAUUUGGAGGCGCGCGACUUAAAAGGCGGCAUUAGACAAGUUCUUAUGAAGCGGUACUCCGACCGCAAGAACUACGCUCAGAGAGAAUUUCGUGAUAAUGGAGGUUAUGACGAUGUCGAAAGUGCAAGGGCACACCACCCCAAGGAUAUGCCUUAUGACAACUGGUUGAGAACCAUUGAUCACCUCUUGGACCCCAAAUAUAUUGCAAGAAGUGAGGCAAACACAAGAGUCUGCCAACUUCAAAAAUUCCCAAACCGUAGGGGUACAUCAUCAUACAGUAGCACCGCCUACAAAAAUGUUUGAAACGUCUUGAUACGUACCGCAAAACUCACACCGAUAAAGAUGGGAAUUUUGUUGACCCGGUAGCUGAGCAGAAUUAUCUUAAUCUAGAACGCGAGAUUAUGGGCGGAGAAAGCGGCAGUUCUCAACCGCCGAAUGAGGCUGCCGUGUUUCAAAACGUUUUGGGUGAUCGACGAGGAUGGUUCCGGGGGCUUGGGCCUAAACCUUCGAAUACGCCAUCGAACCCGUUAAGUGCGCAACCUCAAACCGCACAACCCUUUCGGAGGAAUACGUUUCGACUUUGUUCCAAAGUCCGGCAUUCGUAAACCAGCUUGAAUCCUUUCUUGCGGCGAGGGGAAAGCAAGUCGCACCCGACGAUGAGUAUGACGAUGAGUAUGACGAUGACGACCUAACCUGAAUCCUUUCUUGCGGCUAGGGGAUAUUAUUAUUAUUGUACGGAUAUUUUAGGAUGUUAUUGUACGGAAAUGUUUUAUACGA
This is a messenger RNA of Helianthus annuus (common sunflower), 1428 nucleotides long. RefSeq lists its product as uncharacterized. The coding region runs from base 1 to 954 and encodes 317 amino acids. The record is from RefSeq and is a predicted model, not a curated record. The transcript has 9 exons. NCBI's taxonomy places the organism in Eukaryota, Viridiplantae, Streptophyta, Magnoliopsida, Asterales, Asteraceae.